AAUGGGAACCGCACUGCAUGCUUCCGACACACACAAAAUUCCUGCGACAGUUACUUCUCCGUUCCUUCUCUCUCGCCCUCCCUAUCCUUGCAGAACCCUCGCCCAAUACCUCCGAGGAACAAAUAUUGUACCUCUGCUCCCACAGGCCUGCGACCCCAAAUCUAGUAGGCUCUCCUUUCCCCCACCCUGUUCCUAGCAAGAUUCUUAAAGGAUCGCUACGUUCCUUCUUAUAUUCUAGUCUUUUCCGCGCUUCCCGGAAGGAUCCCAAACCAGAGUCUCUUGCAGAGCUAGACCUAGACCCUCCUCCGAAACCUCUUGUCUUCACUUUCAACCCCUGGGCACCAUGCCACUCGCCCGCAGCCUCUCAGUGACCUCCCUAACAGGACUAGAGGACUGGGAUGAUGAACUCGACCUAGAAAAUGCCAUCCUGUUUGAGGUGGCUUGGGAAGUGGCCAAUAAAGUUGGUGGGAUCUACACGGUUAUCCAGACCAAAGCCAAGAUUACGCUGGAUGAGUGGGGAGAGAAUUAUUUCCUGAUUGGGCCUUACCUGGAGCUGAAUGUCCGCACACAGGUAGAGCUCAUAGAGCCGCCCAACCCUGCCAUCCGCCGCACCAUUGACUCCAUGAACGCAAAAGGGUGCAAGGUUUAUUUUGGCCGCUGGCUGAUUGAGGGAGGUCCCUAUGUUAUCCUCAUUGAUAUCGGGGCAACUGCCUGGAGCUUGGACCGCUGGAAGACAGAGCUCUGGGAAAGCUGCUCCAUCGGGAUUCCCUGGUACGACCGAGAGGCCAACGAUGCCGUGCUCUUUGGCUUCCUCACAGCCUGGUUUAUGGGGGAGUUUGUUGCACAAUGUGAGGAGAAGCCUUUCAUCAUCGGCCAUUUCCACGAAUGGUUGUCCGGAGUCGGUCUCUUCCUCUGCCGAAUCCGGAAGCUUCCGGUGGCUACCAUCUUCACCACACACGCCACCUUGCUUGGCCGUUACCUGUGUGCGGGCAGCGUGGACUUCUACAACAACUUGCAGAAAUUUAAUUUGGACAAGGAGGCUGGGGACCGGCAGAUCUACCACCGAUACUGCAUGGAGAGGGCUGCUGUCCACUGCACCCACGUCUUCACCACCGUCUCCCAGAUCACAGCCGUGGAAGCUGAACACCUCUUAAAGCGGAAGCCUGAUAUCGUGACUCCCAACGGACUGAAUGUUAAGAAAUUCUCUGCCAUGCAUGAAUUCCAGAACCUCCAUGCCCAGAGCAAAGCUCGUAUCCAGGAGUUCGUCCGGGGCCACUUUUACGGGCACCUGGAUUUCAACCUCGACAAGACCAUUUUCUUCUUCAUUGCCGGGCGCUACGAAUAUUCCAACAAAGGGGCUGACAUUUUCUUGGAAGCUUUGGCCCGACUCAACUACCUGCUGAGGGUGAACGGCAGCCAGACCACAGUGGUGGCCUUCUUCAUCAUGCCAGCCCGGACCAACAACUUCAACGUUGAGACUCUCAAAGGCCAGGCGGUCCGCAAGCAGCUGUGGGACACAGCCAAUGCAGUUAAGGAGAAGUUUGGCAAGAAGCUCUACGAAUCGCUGCUUGUGGGGAAUCUUCCUGACAUGAACAAAAUGCUGGACAAAGAAGAUUUCACUAUGAUGAAGAGAGCCAUCUUUGCUACCCAGCGCCACUCUUUCCCCCCAGUCUGCACCCACAACAUGCUGGAUGAUUCCACCGACCCCAUCCUCAACACCAUCCGACGCAUCGGCCUCUUCAACAGCAGCGCUGACCGCGUCAAAGUCAUCUUCCAUCCCGAAUUCCUGUCUUCCACUAGUCCUCUCCUUCCUGUCGAUUAUGAAGAGUUUGUUAGAGGCUGCCAUUUGGGGGUCUUCCCUUCUUACUACGAGCCGUGGGGCUACACGCCAGCUGAAUGCACUGUCAUGGGAAUCCCCAGCAUCUCCACCAACCUCUCCGGCUUUGGCUGCUUCAUGGAGGAACAUAUAGCGGAUCCAUCUGCCUAUGGGAUCUACAUCCUUGACCGACGUUUCCGGGCCUUGGACGAGUCGUGCACGCAGUUGACCUCUUUCCUCUACAGCUUCUGUCAGCAGACGAGGCGGCAACGCAUCAUCCAGCGAAACCGCACCGAGCGGCUUUCCGACCUCUUAGACUGGAAAUACCUGGGCAGGUACUACAUGUAUGCCCGCCACAUGGCACUAGCAAAGGCAUUCCCUGACAACUUCACCUACGAGCCGCAUGAACCAACAGGGACUGAGGGCUUCCGCUACCCCCGCCCGGCCUCGGUGCCGCCGUCCCCCUCCGUCUCCCGCCACUCCAGCCCCCAUCACAGCGAGACAGAAGAGGACGAUGAGCGCUACGACGAGGACGAAGAGGCAGAGAAGGACCGGCAGAACAUCAAGUCCCAGGCACUGAUGGGCACUGUCCCCGAUUGGCGCAAGCGCUCCAAGAAGGGCUCCAGCGAAGCGAGCGUCUCCUCCACCCCCAGCACCCCAACCCCCAGCAGCCCCAGCGACCUCAGCAGCCCCACUAACUCCCUGAGCGAGGAGAGGAAUUAGCUGGGGGGAGAGAGAGAGAGAGGGCCGGUUGCGCCCCGGCUCGCCCUCCCGCUCCUUUCCACACCUUGCCCCCCACCCCCAUAGGUCAGCUGUUCUCUGGUGCUGGAUUCUGAAACCGUCCUGGAGUGCAGUAGGGUUCUAGCAUGCUCCGGAACUGAGGAGGGUCUCGGGGCUGGCGUGUUUCUGUGUAAGGCUUUCUGCUCUGGAUUGGGUCGUUGUGGAAGUUGCCAGGAGGCGGUGGCGCCCGUGCUGUGGAACGGGCAAGGAAAUUGCUGCUCUAGACCACGAGGUGCAUCGUUCCUGUGUUUGGCUGGACCUAGAAUGUUCCCCCACCCCACAAGCAUGCCGCCAACUUUUUGGAAGGCGCUGUCGUGAUGUCCGUGAGGGUCCUUCUGUGCUCAGGGGAGAGUUGCCCCUGGGAUACAGGAGGGGUUGUUGUGGUUUUUGGUGCCCAUGGCUAAACCGGUGACUGAGUAGGUGUGAGAUCUAGAGAUGUAGCAACGUUGCCCCCAGAUGUGCCACUGACUCGGAAGAACUGCAGACUUUUAAAAAAAUAAAACUCGAGGAUUUAUUUUAAAAAUAAAAUUCGAGGACAUAGUCUUGUAAGUUCCUGAUCCUUUUUAUAAUAGUUGGUUGGGUGUGGUGUGGUGUGUGCGUGUGUGACUAGCAAAGUUCUGGAAUGUUAACUUGAGGAGGCCAGAAGCAUUUUUAAAAGCCAUUGGCUGCUCUGCUCAAGAGUGCUGUUUAUCAGGAGAGAGGCGGGCUUUCCCACUACAUUUUGGAUAAAUUGGAUGUGUAUCUUACCUGCCUUCUGGUUUUGUUUUUCCCAAGGAAUUUGUGAAGCCAUUGAAAAUGAAGGCCUUAGUAUGUGAGAGGCAGGAAUUCUGGACCUUUUGGAAAACGAAGCUGUCAGGUGGGAUCCUAAAGGGUGGUGUAGUUCACUUGUUGCGGGAUGUGUCAGGCUCUGGGGGUAUUAUUGCCUUCGUUUCUAAAGUGAUCGAGGGAGAGGAGUAGGUGCGCAGCAUUCUAGGGUGGAAGAAAUCUAGAACUCAUCUUGUGGUAUAAAACACUCUUAAGUGGCUCUGCUCUGGAGUGGAAUAGGAGAACUGACCAGAAGUUCCUUCCUAUGGUAGCUGAAAGGGACAUUUUCUUUCUGAAGCCAUAUUCAUAGCCUAGGAACUGUUUCUCCUAGUGGACACUCAACAUUCUGGGACAAUUAUAAGUGCAAUAUUAUUCAUUCUGUGUGAUUUUUAAAAAGUACCAUGUUGACCUUAGUGAGGGAGAGGGGCGCAGCGGGUGAGCAAACUGCUUACAAAGGACGGUGGAAUAAGCUAUAUGAAAGUAGUCUUACAUUUCUUUUGCUUCAGGAAUGCAGUCUUAAAGCCAUCGCCCCUUCUGUAGAGGAUGCCUGGCAUAGAAGGGCAAUGAGUUCUGAGUGGCGAUUGUUUCUAGGGGAAGGUUUAGAAGGUUGCGCACUGUGAAACACGCAAGUUCUUUAACAGCCCUAAGAGCCCCAGCGUGAGAGGCUCUGAGAAGAUAGGCAAGCUGCUGGUGUUGUAGGGUGCGCAUCGGUUGUAGCCCCCAGCUGCUCUUCACAGGGUGACCCUGCUGUCUAUGAUACGUGGAGAGAAGGGGGGGGGGCCUCAUGGCUGUCAUAUCGGGGGUCUUGGAAGACGGGACAUAGCCCUUGAGAUCAGAGCGUGCUAUGACAUUCUGGACCACUGUGUUGCAAACUGUGAGCCUGGGGUAGCAGCGAUGAUGCAGGAGGGCUGCAUGUCCAAAGCAGGUUCCCAAUUUGUUCAGAGCAGCAGAGGGAAUGCUUCUGAAAGGGUGUAGGACACUUAACUGUAGUUGGCACGGGAAUAUUCUGUCCAGCACAAGAGAGACUACACCUUGUGGGUAUAGCAAAAUGCCAACACACACAAGAGUCACUUCAGUUCUGCAUCUGCUGCCAACUUUGGCAACAAGGAAGGAAAAUCACUUUAUAAAAAACCUAACUCUUUUCCUGUGGCCUAGGUAAUUUAUAUCCCCCUGAUUGUGCCUCCUGUUCCUACGGACUGCCUGACCUCCUAUGCUUGGAUCGUGAGCCAAUUCUCCCCUUCUCACCAACUCUUAUUAAGAAGGGACUCCCUUUGGUUGAAGGUCCGUCGUGAGCCAACACCCUUUUCUCCAGUCUCUCUCUCCCCACCCUGAAGAAAACCCUAGAGAUUUUAUUUAUGGUUGUUGAAAUAUGCUUGAGGUUUUUGUUUUUGGUCUCUGUCUCUCCCCCUCCCCCUGGUGUGGAGAAUCAAUUUUGAAGAACAAAAGCUGCUUGCAAGACACAACUCAAAUAUUUAAAGAAUAAAUUUUGCUUUGGAAAAAGUGUA
This is a messenger RNA of Zootoca vivipara (common lizard), 4905 nucleotides long. RefSeq names its product glycogen synthase 1 (gene GYS1). Gene Ontology annotation, molecular function: alpha-1,4-glucan glucosyltransferase (UDP-glucose donor) activity. Gene Ontology annotation, biological process: glycogen biosynthetic process. Lineage: Eukaryota; Metazoa; Chordata; Lepidosauria; Squamata; Lacertidae. The record is from RefSeq and is a predicted model, not a curated record. Gene Ontology annotation, cellular component: cytoplasm.